Xenia sp. Carnegie-2017 is the source of this 1193-nucleotide messenger RNA. RefSeq lists its product as uncharacterized. Bases 41 to 1051 code for a protein of 336 amino acids. NCBI's taxonomy places the organism in Eukaryota, Metazoa, Cnidaria, Anthozoa, Malacalcyonacea, Xeniidae. The transcript has a single exon. The record is from RefSeq and is a predicted model, not a curated record.
CAUUCUUCUGCGCAUUGCUAUUAAAUACAAUUCAAAAAUUAUGUCAAACGCAUUAGAAAAUUCGUCCAAAUCCAAGAAGAGCAAAACCGAAAACUUUGUGUGGACGGACGAUGAAGUGGAGCUCCUUUUAAACGUUGUUCUUGAGUACAAAACUGCAAGAACUGCGGAGAAUGUUGACUGGGAGACAUGCCAAUCUAAAUAUUCUGAUAUUUUGAAUUUACUCCUCGCUCAGUAUCCAUCUGAACAUGAUGCAGCCCAAAUUGAAAAAGAGUUUCCCCACCAGAAUAAUGAAGUCAAUAAGUCAAUUAUUACUUCAAAACUAAAAGCUAUCAGACUCAAAUUGCGCGCUGCUGUUGAUUGUGGUAAGAAAAGUGUGCAUGGAAUAGUUGUGCUGAUUUAUUUCGAGAAAUGUCAGGAAAUAUGGGGAGGCCCACCAGCUACGACUACAAUGGCAUCUGGAAUAGAGACGCAAGAAAUUCAACAAGAGUUUGACUCAAGUUUAAUAUGUCCCAGUCCCGCCAACUCUAUUGGUACACCCAUAGCUUCCUCAACAUCCAGCAGCCCUCAUACCGAAAUACCUACUCUUGACGAUGAAGAAAAUGAACGAAACUGUGUUUCUGAACGAAGAGAAUUUUUAAAUUCUAAAUUGAAGAAUUAUAGACAAAACAGAUUAAAGAGAAAGUUAUCAACAGACGAACAACUCCUGAAUGCCAUGCAAGAAGAUCUUGAAAUAAAAAAACGUCUUCUUGAAAAGAUGGACGAAGUGGAUAAGCAGCAGGCUACCCAAAUGAAGAAAUUCUCGCAAAAUAUGGAACAACUUACUGGGUGUAUUGUGGAAGGUUUUUCUAUGCUUUGCCAAGUAAUGCUGCAUCCUCAACCAUCACCUCCCCAAUUUGCAACUCCGCUUACUGGUUACAACAGCAACUGGGACAGACCACAGGCUGCACAACCCAUGAAUGUAAACAGUUGGAACAGACCACAGGCUGCACAACCCAUGAAUGUAGAAAAUAGCACAUUGCACUUUAGUCAGUUUACAAAUGAAAAUUUUUAAUAUAAUAUGCAUUACUGAAAUGAACAUAGAGUGAUAUGUAUAUUUUAUAAGGUUGUAGUUACUUAGUAACAAAUAUUGCAUAGUGAGAUGAAAAUAGUUUGGGUUAAAAUAAAAAAUAGGUUUUGUUAAAUCAUUGUUCAUU